Messenger RNA from Nymphaea colorata (pocket water lily), 423 nucleotides. RefSeq lists its product as uncharacterized. The record is from RefSeq and is a predicted model, not a curated record. NCBI's taxonomy places the organism in Eukaryota, Viridiplantae, Streptophyta, Magnoliopsida, Nymphaeales, Nymphaeaceae. Gene Ontology annotation, cellular component: cytosolic small ribosomal subunit. The coding region runs from base 1 to 423 and encodes 140 amino acids. Gene Ontology annotation, molecular function: RNA binding; structural constituent of ribosome. The transcript is spliced from 2 exons.
AUGGUGCAGAUCCAAAAAUCCGAGAAGAAGGCAGUCUACAGGUACUUGCUUCAGGAGGGCGUGAUUGUCUUCCACAAGGACUUCACCACCCAGCCACACAAGGGCACCAACGUCCCCAACAUCCACGUCCGCACCCUCCUCCGCUCCCUCAAGGAUAGAGGCCUCGUCGAACUUGUCUUCAACUGGCAAUACUUCUACUACUUCAUCAACAACGAGGGCAAGAAGUUCCUCUCAGAGAAGGACGAGAAGAGACAGUAUGAGCACAUCAUCGAGGACAGAGGAAAGAGAGUGAGAAGAGAACGCGAGGGACAGCCUCAAGGCGAGAGGAGAGGUGGAAGAGGAGGACCUCGUGGCGGUGAGAGGAGAGGCAGAGAUGAGGCCACCCAGCCAACCGAGAAGCCAGCUGAAACUACCACAGCAUGA